CCUGUUGCAGGAAAAACAAUACACGGGCAAAGGUCUGCAGGAUCGUCUAGCCGUUGACUCGCUGAGACUAAAUCAGAAGACACGCGAGCCUGCGAAAGCCGUUUAGCUCCGGUCGAUCUAUGCAACCUCAUUGGCAGUGCUAGCCGCGCUACUUGAGGCUGAGAGCUGAGCACAGCUUCAGAUAUCCAGGCAGCCGUCUGCCUUUCUCAAACCAGUCCAGACUAUUUCAACCAGAGUCUCCGCUCGAGCACUGUCGCAGUAUUCUAGUCCUGUGCUCUUUUCGCUUUCACCUGGCCUCUCUCUUGGUGGUUAUCUGCAGCACAUAUUCGAGCUUACAACAUCAAUCUCCGCCCGAGCUUACGCCAUGGCGCUUACAAUCCCCAAAAUCUUACUGAUUCUCUUGUCCAUCGCUGGAUUUUGGACGCUUUGGGCGUUCCCCUACCAGAAUGGACUCCUCAAAAUCUUGAGUCAGCAAAGUGAGCCAGGCGCCGUCAUCCCAGGCCCUACCGCGGCUCCAAUGAAGCAAACGUACACUGGCAUCGGUCCCGUGGACAAGCAAUUGACGGUACUGGUCAGUUUCUUUUAUACGGCAAUUGAUGGGAACCGAGCGGACGUGUCGCUCUCUUUUCUUUACCUUGGCGGCCAAGUCCUUGCAGCCUGGGUUCUGAUAACCAUUGAGAGUCUGAGGAAAGGAAAUCAAGGCAAAUUCAUUCUCACCGCUACCACCUUAUUCGGUGUCGGCGUGGCCAUCGUCGGCUAUGCUUGUGUAGCCCCAUUAUGGUUCGCACUUCACCUUUGGCUCUCACCGACGGUGAAGGAUCCGAAAGACUAUCAACUGAUUGUUGAUGUGCCUGUUAAGCUCGCCAUUGCUCCGAUCAGCAUCCUCCUUGGAUUUGGGCUGCCAUCUCUCCUCAUGUGUCUGCCCGCUCCGACCACUGUAUCAUUUGGGACCAAGCAGACAUGGACUGGCAUCCAGCAGGGAUGGGCCAUUUGGAUUGGGCUUGCCCAAUUCGCCUUGACUGUUGUCGCGUUAUCUUUGGACCAGAGAGCAUCGAUACUCACUGAGGCGGACAAGAGAGCUAAGACCAUCAAAUAUCUGCGCCGAGCAUAUGCUUUUGCAAUCAUGUGUUCUGCCGGCUCACACUUGGCUGCAUGGAGUUUGUCACUUCUAGCAUAUGCUUUUCCGGUUCUGUUCAGCUCGACCUAUCUGCCACAGCUGCAACCGACACGUAUUUUCGUGCCCGAGGUGCCAUUUGGGUCACACAAGGUAUCCACUCUUGCAGAUGGUGCUCUUCCGUUUCUGCAGUGGGACAUCGUGGUAGGUGUCACCGCGACGCUGCUUUGGGGUCUGACCCUGCGUGUGGCUGCCAAGCAUGAACAGACAUCGCCAUUCCAGAUCCUUGCUGUGGCGGCCAAGCUCGGCAUAGUCGCUAUUGCUCUAGGUCCUUGUGCGGCCGCUGCUGUGGCACUCUGGAUUCGUGACGAGCUGGUUUUCAAGAAACAACGGACCAGCUGAUUGGUGUCUCUGGUCCUUUCGAUACCCUCGAAGAGACGAGACAUAACAGACACUGGCACACCGACUUCUCUGCACUGGAACAAGGACACUAGGGUGCGGGUCAAGUAUCGACGCGAAGUAAAUGUGGAAUGAAAGAUGGAUGUUGUGUGCACCAUACAGAAUGGACAGCUUGAUUCAGAUUGGCUGGUAUCGAGGAUGAUUUGGAGGUUAGCAUGGGUUCGGAUUUUAUCAAAAGUACAUGUAAGAAGAAACUGGAGGGACCGCAUAUGGAGUUUGCCAGUCUUAUAUGCGCGGAAUGACUAUACCCCAGAUCUGCGAAGUUUAGCGUGACAGGGACCUAGCAAAGUAAGUAGGUCCGUAGUCCGUAGUUCACUGAUUGUUAUUCGCGCGUUCUGAAUUGAUCGCCGUGGAGACCAACGAUAAGUAC
Exophiala viscosa is the source of this 1943-nucleotide messenger RNA. RefSeq lists its product as uncharacterized. The transcript is spliced from 2 exons. Lineage: Eukaryota; Fungi; Ascomycota; Eurotiomycetes; Chaetothyriales; Herpotrichiellaceae. The coding region runs from base 365 to 1516 and encodes 383 amino acids. The record is from RefSeq and is a predicted model, not a curated record.